Xyrauchen texanus (razorback sucker) is the source of this 1670-nucleotide messenger RNA. Its product is annotated as tumor suppressor candidate 2-like. The record is from RefSeq and is a predicted model, not a curated record. Gene Ontology annotation, biological process: inflammatory response; regulation of mitochondrial membrane potential. Lineage: Eukaryota; Metazoa; Chordata; Actinopteri; Cypriniformes; Catostomidae. The transcript is spliced from 4 exons. Gene Ontology annotation, cellular component: mitochondrion. The coding region runs from base 207 to 542 and encodes 111 amino acids.
GUAGCGGAUAAGUGUGUCCUCGUUCACUCUCAAAUCUAUUGCGGUUCGUUUGUGACUCUAAACGUAAAAAAAAUCUUAUCAAACCCGCUUUAAUCCGCGUUACUUCUGCUGCAACGCUUCAGUUAACACCGGGAGACUAUAUUCAAGCUUCAAGUCUGACCCGAGUGUGAAUACCCGAAGAGGGGGAGAAUGUUCUGCGCCCCAUAAUGGGUGGUAGCGGGUCUAAAGGUAAAGGUUACUGGCCGUUCUCUGGUUCGGGUGGCAGCGAUGAUCCUGCCAAAGAGGGCCAAGAGCAAAGCCUGACCAGGGUGCGGAGCAUUCGAAAUGCGACGCCUUUCGUGUUUACCAGGAGGAGCUCUUUGUUCUUCGAUGAAGACGGCGACCUGGCUCACGAGUUCUACGAAGAAACGGUAGUGACUAAAAAUGGCCGGAAGAAAGCCAAACUAAAACAAAUCCACAAGAAUCUCAUACCUCAGGGAAUCAUAAAGUUGGAUCACCCUUGUAUCCACGUUGAUUUUCCGGUCGUCAUCUGUGAGGCUUGAUGCCAUUGGUCGCCUCCUGCGAAGAUUCCGUCCUUUCUCAUUUUCCUCCCAACCGCCGGAUCCUGGACACGUCUGCUGUGUGGUGCCCCCAUGUGUUUGGGAGGACUCUAUGCAUGUUGUGUGGAAUCCCGGCAAACAGACCGUGAGAUAUUCCGGCUGUCUGCCUGAGAAGAGGCCAUGGCCUGACAAUGAUGUCCUGACUCUUUCAAUCUCUUGUAAUCUGCCACAUGUAUGUCUUGAAGACUAUUAUUAUGGGCUGUAUGGCCAAGACACUAAUUGUGGUUUGUAUAUGUGUGUAUGAGUGUUUGUUUGACUGAUAUAUGUGGUCAUAGAAGUAGAGAAUAUUUAGCAUUGUUUGACUUUUAUCAGGAGCCGAUCAUGAAGGAAUGAAGAGGAUCGUUGUUCUAGAAGCAAUCUUAAAGAUCAGGUUGUAUAUGGAUGCUUUAAUCGAUGGGCAUUGCAUAAGCAAAGCUUCACAGGUCGUCCGGACGCAAUGUUCGUGGAGGUAAUGCAGUUAGGGUUAGUACAUUUUAAACUACAGCCUGAAAUUUUGCAUGUAGUCCCUAUAAACCUGAAUCUGCUUUAUUUUCAGCCAGUAGGGGAGAAUCAAUGGCUGUUUACCAUGCUGUGAUUUGUUAUUGCUGCGCUCCUUGUUUGGGUGAUUAAGUCACUGAGUGACAUAGUGCUGCCAAUCACUGAGAAGCCCCGCCCCUCUCACUUGAGUGGCUGUCUUUAUUUAUUACUGUUAAAAUAAGGCAUUAAAAAAAAAAUACCACCUCUAAACGCAUAUCAUGUGUGUCCAUUUAUUCAAGUCAGAUUUUAAGAGCGAACUUGCAGCACACACACACACACACACACACAAAAUCAAACUUUACUGUCAGAUUUAUUUGUAAUUUUAUUGUCUAAAUGUUUUAUUUAAUUUAUUUUUUUAAUUGUAUUUUAAAGUAAUUGCCCCUUUUUAACCACAAGGAGUCAAAAACAAUACUUCUAUACUUCUUUUCUGUCUUCUGUUUGUUUCAAUUAAGUUUUAUCAACAGCCAAACAAAAUAAAUACUCAAGUUCAAAGCUAUUCCAUCUCUCCAGUCUUUUCCCCAUCCUGCAUUGUGUAUUUGUGUGUCCUGCUGUUGA